This is a messenger RNA of Schistosoma intercalatum, 1641 nucleotides long. The record is from the annotation of a GenBank genome assembly. Lineage: Eukaryota; Metazoa; Platyhelminthes; Trematoda; Strigeidida; Schistosomatidae.
AGAUAAUCAUUUUCUAUUGUAACUAAUGGAGCUUCGCUUACAUUAUUCUUAUUUAUUAUCAACGUUUUCAUAUAUUACGUAAUCAUUUGUUUCUAGCCCUUUUGAUUUUUUGUCAUUACCGAUGUUGUAGAACGUUCUUUUGUAUAAGAUAUAUUUUAUUCAGUCUAUUCAAUUUAUUUGAAUCUUUGCUGUGUAAUCAUAGUAACUUCCAACUAAACUGUUCGAUAUACGCAAUAUAUGAUGUGGCGGCCUGUUUGAACAUCUGUGUUACCUGCUCCUGCCAUCUAGAUAUUUCAAUAAGUUAUCUAAUUUUGUUUUAAUACAUCAUUAUAGCUAUUAAUCGUAUAACCUAUUCAGGUGUGUUUCCGAAAAAUGUACAACCUUACGUUGUACAAGUUAAAAAAAGUCCAAUCAGAGAUAUCGUGGUUGCUGGUAAUAUACAUUGAAAAGAGUGAACAUUAAUCAAAUGUCGAUUCCUGAAGUGCUAACAUCUAACUGGCGACCACUUAAUAUUUAUCUAAAUUGCAUUAAUAGUUUCAUCGUUUGGUGCAAUUUUAACCUGGGGCAGAGAUACUAUAACAAGAGAAUUGGAUGAUGUAAUUGGUCCAAUGAUUAAGAAAAUGUAUGGUGAAGAAGUAGCGCAAGAUUUCACAGAUAUGGCAUCUGGUAUCUUACAAUUAACAAGUCCAUUCGGUUUCAUUUUAUUCAUAUUAGGAUUAGUUUCCUUGGCUAUUUGUUUAUUCGGUUUCUGUGGAGCAUGUUGUAAGAGUAUUCUUUGCCUUAGAGUGUACAUUGGGUUACUUUUGGUACUGGUCAUUAUUGAGACUACUGCAAUGAGUUUUUAUUACACCGAUCGUGAAUCAAUAUUCAAGUUAGCUAGAAAAAUUGCUCAUAACUCUCUGAGAAACUAUCGUUCAAUUGGUUCUAAUAAUACUGAUAGUAUAAUAUAUUCAGUUAUUAUGCCAACUCUAAAUUGUUGUGGAUUAUUGAAUGGAUCUGAUUUUGAUGAUUCACCUAAUUUUCAAAGAAAAGUACUUUUUAAUGAACAAAAUUUCGAUUUGAAAUAUCCUAUUCCAUGUUGUAAAAUGGAUGCUAAAUUUGUCGUUCUUGAUCCAACAUGUCCGGGAGAAUUUAACAUUAAGAAUUCAAACAUUCAUGAAGGUUGUUGGGUGAAACUACGACAGGUAAUUGGCUUCUACGGUGGAAUGAUUGUGAUUUGUGGAUUAGUUGUAAUUUUAUUCCAAUGAUUCAAUAAUUUAUAAUACAUACUUACUCCUGUUACUCCUCGUGAGGGAGCAUGGACCGCUCACCAGCAUUCACCAUCCAACCCUGUCCUGGGCAAUCCUUUCCAGCUUUUCCCAGUUCUUAUUCAUCCUUUUUAUAUCUGCUUCUAUUUCUCGACGUAAUGUGUUCCUUGGCCAUAAUCUUUUCCACUUCCGUUCACGAUUCCAAGUUAGGGCUUGCCUCGUGAUGCAGUUUGAUGAUUUGCGUAAUAUAUGUUCUAUCAAUUUCCAUCGUUUUUUCCUAAUUUCCUCUUUAGCUGGAAGCUGGUCUGUUCCAGAAUAGUAAUAUGUAAAUGUUAUUGAUUUGUGUAGUGAUGAUCAUUUCAAAUAUAAGUCAAAAUAAAGUUUUUCUUGUUUA